Molecule: messenger RNA, 1542 nt
Organism: Corticium candelabrum
Lineage: Eukaryota; Metazoa; Porifera; Homoscleromorpha; Homosclerophorida; Plakinidae
Exons: 2
Coding region: 50-1396 (448 amino acids)
Molecular function (GO): protein binding
Source: RefSeq, a predicted model, not a curated record
CCUGCCUGCAUGUGACAACUGCAUCUGUUGUUCGCAACGCACCGAUAGCAUGUCACUCGAGAUGUUCCUGAUCUUGCUGCUAGCUGCCUCUCUCACCCUUCUGAUUCCGACCGUAAAUGGUCAAGAGGAAGCGGCAGCGGAACCAACACCACAAACCGACUGGCAACUCUGCGCUCAUGGAUCCAGUAGAUCUCGUGCUCACACCAAUAGUAUGGAGUGGACGGCUCGAACACCGACAAGUGGCUUCCACAUCCCAUACUGGCAGGUACCGUUCGGCGAAGGACCCGAAUUGGCCGGUGGCGUCAACCAAAGAGUCAGAGACGGCCACAUCCAUGUUCCACUCCUUGGAGACGUCCAGUACAAUGGUAACCCAGAUGAGCCAGCUGGUGGCUCACUGAAGCGCUGGUCACCGGCUCUAGUGUGGGAGAUCGACGGUACAACGGGCAAGACAGUCCGUCUCUAUAACCUGUCAGAAUACGCAGACUGCUUCAAUUCGGUUCUCCGCUACACAGACGACGGAUACCCAGUAGUGGCCGGAUAUUCCCAUCACGGCUAUACCAUUCUCGUUCUCGACAAGGUCAGCACCGGUGUUACUCGUUACAGCGCCGGUUCCGUCGAGCCUCAGCUGCUGCAGAUCUCUACGACCGAUCCCCCGCAGAUCUUGUGGGGAGACAUCGAUGCGGACGCUGCCGUCGACUUAAACGGACACGAAGUCCAGCCGAACACUAUGGUGAAAACGACAGCAAUAUCCGCCAUCAUUUGCGGCGCCGACGGACACAGCAUCUAUAACGAUGGCUUCUUCAAUCACGACACAGGAAUCUAUAGAUUCGAGUUGCCUCUCACGUCCAACAGUAAAGCGUCUCUCUUUAUUUCCGGCUGCUAUACCAAACCGUGGAUAGUUGCGUCUGACACUCAAAGGCGAAUAUUCGCUCAAUGCCAAACUUCGAAAGAGAUUCGAGCGUGGGACAGAAACGGUCACCAGCUCUGGUCGGUAUCCAUGAUUUUCCCUUGGCUCUCCCUUUCCGACGACGAGAGAGUGGUUCUCGUCGGUGACAGUAACAAUUGGGUAGGGCUCGACAGCAACACGGGCAAAGCGAUGUGGCGGACUUCCGCCUCUGAGGCGUUCGGCAACAACGUAUCUUGCAGUUACUCUGCCCAACCGUGGGCUCCACGUCAUCCCAUCCCAUUCAACGACGGCAGUUUGGCCUUUCUCUGUUCUGAGAACAAAGUGGCAAAGAUGAUGGUGCUGUCUGUUGAGACCGGCAAGGCAAUGUCCAGGACGGCAGAGUUCGACUUCGCGCCGGACAUGAUAACGGCAGACGCGUCAUACAAUGUGUACGCGUACGGCUCGGUGAACGAUCUAGUCACAGUGCAAAAGAAGUCCCUUAGAAUGUAGUUGCGGACCUAUAACUUCCCGUAUUUUCUAAAACGUAUUUUUCGAUGUUUUAUGUCACGUGUUUGAGGAAGUAGAUAUUUUUAUGUUCGCGUGUCUUACAAUGUGUUAUAGCGGUUGCAGAAAACAUUAUGACCAGAUUAGAAUUG